UGAUCAUUUUAAUUUAUAACCAGUUUUUUACAUAAUUUUACUUUACAAAAUCAACUUCUAAAAUUCAACAACACCGACGUGCGUAGUGUGAACUGAUAUUGUUUUUAAUCAACGAGUAAAUAGAAAUCAUGGAACUUGCGGCUUACUUGCCAAGCAAAAACAUGACUAUUUUCAUCUGUGGACUUGCAGUUGCAGCAAAGACUGUUUCGUUCAUUUAUAAAAAAUAUACAGAACCUGGUAUCAUUAUGGAUACUAUGUUUUUCAGUGAUGACUCUAGCAAGUGCAGGAACCAUAGUAAUAAUCCAUGUGAACUGCCAGAUUGCCCGAUUAGAAAUAUCAAAAAAGUGUUGACAUACAUAGAAUCAGCUAAAGAAUCGUUAGAUGUUUGUAUGAACUUUUGGACUUACCAUCCCUUAGCUAAGGCAGCAGUUCAUUUGAAUGAACGUAAUGUUCAAGUUAGAGUUAUCACGGAUUCUGAAUCCAAUAAAAAUAUUCACUGUCAAAUCAACUUUCUGGAAAAAGAAGGUAUUCCAGUGAGACGGAUAGAUAUUUCAGAUAAUAUGCAUCAUAAAUUUGCGAUCAUUGAUAAAAAGUUAGUACUUACCGGUAGUGCUAAUUGGACGUCACAAGCAUUUUUCAAUAAUUAUGAAAAUAUACUUGUAAUAAACAAACCUGACGUUUUAAAAAGUUACAGCAAAGAGUUUGAGAGACUGUGGGCAUUAGACUGAAGUAACUUAAGAU
This is a messenger RNA of Copidosoma floridanum, 741 nucleotides long. Its product is annotated as mitochondrial cardiolipin hydrolase-like. The record is from RefSeq and is a predicted model, not a curated record. Gene Ontology annotation, molecular function: RNA endonuclease activity producing 5'-phosphomonoesters, hydrolytic mechanism. Gene Ontology annotation, biological process: piRNA processing. Gene Ontology annotation, cellular component: mitochondrion. Lineage: Eukaryota; Metazoa; Arthropoda; Insecta; Hymenoptera; Encyrtidae.